AUGUGGCGCAAGCUGUUCAACGGCGAAGAAGAAGAAUUGCCCACCCGAAAACCGUACAGUGAACUAACAGUGAAAAAAGAAGAAGAGGAAGCAGAAAAAGAAACAGUGAAAGAAGAAUCAGUGAUAGAAGAAAGUGAACAUUCGGAAACAAUCAUGUCCAAAGAAGAAAAUUUGGUCCAUAAGCGCGGCCUGGUGCGGGCAAAAGUUACCCGCAUCCGAAAUAGUUUGAAGAAGAUGGAAGAUGACCAACAGCAGGCAUCAUUGCCUCUGAUUCGAGUUUUUGCCAAAAGCCUGGACAUGCAUUACAGUGAGUACAACCUAGUGCAGGACGAGAUUCUUAGUGUAUGUGCACCGGCAGUAAGGGGAGUGCACGAAGAAAAGUACGAGGAGUUCGAAGAGUUAUACAACGAAACCAGCCUCAUGAUCGAACGAUUGAAGGAUGCGUUGGCCCCUUGGCCCAUGCAGGCCGUUGUUCCAGCCGGCCAGCAGUUGCAGGGAGCCGAACCGCCGCAGGUGAUCGUGCAGCAGCAAGCGUUUCGGGCACCGCUUCCCACAUUUGAUGGGAAGUAUGAGAACUGGCCGCGAUUUAAAACAAUGUUUCAAGAUCUCAUGCGCCGUUCGACAGAUUGCGAUGCCAUCAAACUCUACCACUUAGAGAAAUCCCUGGUCGGUAGUGCUGCUGGAGUAGUCGAUUCCCAGACGCUCCAGGAUAAUAAUUAUAAUCAAGCCUGGCAAAUCCUCAUGGACAGAUAUGAAAACGAGCGACUGAUCAUCGACAACCACAUCCGGGGGUUGCUUAACCUCAAGAAAAUGACGAAGAAGUCAUCGAAAGAGCUCCGAGAGUUGGUCGACGAUUGCAGCCGUCAUGUCGAGAAUUUGAAGUUCAUGAAACAGGAGCUUCUGGGAGUGUCAGAACUAUUUGUCGUCAACAUUUUAACAGCAGCGCUCGACAAGGAAACGCGUGAACAUUGGGAAUCCUCUCUGACCCAUGGUGAACUUCCCAAGUAUGACGACACGAUUGAAUGCCUCAAACAACGAUGCCUCGUCCUCGAGAGGUGUGAAACAGCGAGUUCAUCAGCAGCUGAGAAGCCUGCAACCAGCUUCAAGGUAGGUGCCCUUCCCAAAUCGAUAGCACGUUCUUCCAACGCCGUCACAUCACAAAACGAAAUUAUUUGCGAGUUGUGCAACGGUCCGCAUCCCAACUUCAAGUGUACGAUGUUCCGCAAUCUGACCGUUGCUGAACGCAUCGCCAAGGCACGCGAAGCAAAUAUUUGCUUCAAUUGUCUUAGGAAGGGCCACCGAUGCAGCAACUGCCAGUCCGAGAGAACCUGCUCGAAGUGUUCCGCAAGACACCACACGAUGCUUCACCCGCAAGAACCAUCAGCGACCUCGGAACAGCCGACACCGGCAGAUCCGUCGCAAGCCAACGUGAACAGUACCAGUGUUCCAGCUCCGAUACCAACCGAAACAACGACAAGCUCCAACGCAUUGGUUAAUCAUGUUUCCCAAACCAAAGCCUUUCCCGCCGUAAAAGAGGUUUUGCUGCUAACGGCGAGAGUCAACCUUCUGGACGAUCAAGGUCGUUCUCAUUCUUGCCGUGCUCUCCUGGAUUGCGCGUCCCAAGUGUGCCUGAUUUCCCAGGCCAUGGUCAAUAAGCUGGGUAAGAAAACGUGGCCAACCAACACUGAGGUCUUUGGUGUUACCGGCCGUCGGGCCACCACUCAAGGGAUGGUUGUGACUGUCACGUCCAACUACGGUAAGUUCAGCUUGAAUAUUCCUUGUCUUGUUAUGCCCCAUGUGAGCGGCACCAUUCCAACGAGAUCGAUCGACACUAAGCUGUGGCGUUUGCCAGCCGACGUGGUGUUGGCUGACCCGGAGUUCUUCGUUCCAAGCAGUGUAGAUCUCCUGAUCGGCAACCAGUUUUUCUUCUCCCUCUUGAAAUCUGGCCAACUUAGGCGGCACUAUGUCAGCGCCGUUAAAAUCGACGAUGAACAUCCUCUUCUGCAAGAAACCGUGUUCGGCUGGGUGGUUUCCGGACCAGUUGAUGUCAGCCCCAAUCCAAUUGCUUUCUCCCACGCCGUUACUACCAAGGAGUUAGACGAAUUGAUACAGAAAUUCUGGGCGAUCGAAGAGGUCGCUGAAGCUUCACCGCAUACAGUAGAGGAACAGCAGAUUGAGGCCCAUUUCGCGGCCACUCACCACCGAGACAUGUCUGGUCGAUUUGUUGUGCAGCUACCGUUUCGAGAAUCCCUUGCCGAUCUCGGUAACAACAGAGCAUUGGCACUAAAGCGGUUCUACAUGCUGGAAAAGCGAUUGGAAGGCGAUAUCCAGUUGAAGCAGGAGUAUGUAAAAUUCAUCACUGAGUACGAGGCUCUCGGGCAUUGCCAGGAGGUGGACGAAAGGUGUGAUCCAGUUGGGCAGCAGUGCUAUUAUUUGCCGCACCAUGCGGUGUUCAAGCCAUCGAGUUCAUCAACAAAGCUCCGAGUAGUGUUUGAUGCUACUGCCAGGUCAUCGAAGGGUGCCUCAUUGAAUGACGUACUCCAGGUCGGCCCAACCAUCCAGCGUGACUGUUUCGGCAUCUUACUGGGCUUCAGAAUGCACCGCAUUGCAAUCAGCGGUGAUCUCUCAAAAAUGUACCGCCAAAUUAGAGUUGAUCCUCGCGAUACUCGAUUCCAACGCAUCUUCUGGCGUAACAAUCCGACCGAUUCGAUACGCGUCCUGGAGCUGGCUACCGUCACAUAUGGCACCGCAUCGGCUCCAUUUCUGGCUACCAGGUCGCUGGUGCAGCUCGCUGAGGACGAACAAUCCGAUUUCCCUGAAGCAGCGGAGGUGGUUCGUUCUGACUUCUACAUCGAUGACGCCUUAACCGGGGCAGACACCGAAGCCGAAGCCAUCCAUUUGAGAGAAGACCUGCAGAAGUUGCUCGCCAGGGGAGGAUUUGACAUCAGGAAGUGGUGUUCGAACUCGGCAGCGGUUUUGGAAGGCAUACCUGAGGAAGAAAGGGAGAAGUUAGUCAAGAUCGAUAAUUCCAACGACGCUGUGAAAACUCUCGGUAUGCUGUGGGAUCCGUUCAACGACGAGUUCCGAUUCUCUGCUGAUAUAUUCGAUGAAGACACCACAAAACCUAUAACGAAGCAGUUUGUCCUGUCGCAGAUAUCCAAGCUGUUUGAUCCGAUAGGUUUCGUUGCUCCAGUGAUUGUGUUGUUCAAGAUUUUGAUGCAGAGCACAUGGGAGAGAAAGCUGGCAUGGACUGAACCUCUUCCUGACGAUAUGCGGAAACAGUGGCUCCAUCUACGCGAUUCGCUGAAUGGAUUGGAUUCAAUCAAAAUUCCGAGGUGUGUGAUCCCUGUCAACGUCGCAUGGUUCGAGAUCCAUGGAUUUGCGGACGCUUCAAAGAGUGCUUAUGGAGCAUGCCUCUACCUCCGAUCGGUCAAGACCGAUUCUAGCAUUGACUGUCAACUGUUGUGCAGCAAGUCACGAGUAGCGCCGCUCUCUGAGAUGACCAUUCCCAAAUUAGAAUUGUGUGCAGCACUACUUCUUUCUCGUUUGGUUUUGAAGGUGAUUCCAUCGUUGAAGGUACCGAUUCGUCGAAUAGUUCUGUAUUCUGAUAGCCAGAUUGUACUAUCCUGGCUGAAAAAAUCUCCUGGCCAACUACAAAUUUUUGUUCGAAACCGAAUCGUCGAGAUCAACCAAACUACAGCGGACUUCACUUGGGAGUACGUCCGCUCAGAGGAUAAUCCAGCCGACAUCGUUUCAAGAGGCCUGUUUCCAUUGGCUUUGAGCGGGAACCAGCUGUGGUGGAAAGGAUGCCGAGAUCUGCUACAGUCUGACCACCAACCUGCCACCUUCGAAGAUAUCCCUGAUGAAGAGCUGCCAGAGAUGAGAAUAGUAGCGGUCGUCAACUUGGCGACGAUCGAAAUCCUACCAGUCUUCAGCACAUACAGUUCUUUCCGUAAGCUACAAAGGGUUGUAGCGUAUGUUCUCCGAUUCAUUCGAAACUGCAGAUCGAAGAAACUUCAGGAUCAACGUUCGCAGCAGUUAACCGUUCCCGAAAUGCAAGCGUCACUGGAAAGAAUUGUACUGGUUAUUCAGCGUAUGGAGUUUCCCGACGAAAUACAACGUGUACUCUCCGGCGAGCCAUCCAAGAGACUUGCUCCACUCUGCCCUAUCGUCGAAAAUGGUAUCUUACGUGUAGGGGGACGAUUGCAGAAUUCAACCCUUCCAUUUGACGCUCGACACCAAAUGAUACUUCCGAACCAUCAUCCAAUCACCGAACGAAUCAUCCGUACGCUGCAUGAAGAGAAUCGACAUGUUGGACCCGCCGGUCUAUUGGCUAUCGUCCGACAGAAGUUUUGGAUACUAAAUGGCCGCUCAACCGUCCGAAAGGUUACGCGUUCCUGCAUCCCAUGCUACCGAACGCAGCCCCGAAAGAUCCACCAGCUGAUGGGAAACCUGCCUGAUUUUCGAGUGACUCCGGCGAUGGCGUUCGAAUAUUCUGGAGUGGAUUACGCAGGGCCUGUAAUGGUAAAGGAAGGACGAUAUCGCCCCAAGAUUAUCAAGGGAUACAUAGCCGUCUUUGUAUGUCUUGUGACGAAGAACGUACACUUGGAGCUGGUGUCCAGUCUGACAACCGAGGCGUUCUUAGCAGCUCUUGACCGUUUCGUGAGUCGUCGUGGAUUGGCCAAAAUGAUCCUCUCCGAUAACGCCACCAACUUUAGUGGUGCCUCCAAUGAAUUACACGAGCUCUACAGGCAGUUCCAGAAUGAAGUGACGCACAACAGGAUCAACGAUUUUCUGCUUCCACGUGAGAUCGAAUGGCGAUUCAUUCCACCAAGGGCCCCGAACUUCGCUGGUUUGAUGGAAGCUGCAGUAAAAAGUGUGAAAACUCACCUCAAGCGUACGCUGCAGAAUGCCACCCUGACUUUUGAGGAGUUCGCCACAGUCCUUUGUCAUAUAGAAUCCAUCCUCAACUCACGUCCUCUCUACGCUUUGUCCUCCGAUCCAAACGAUCCUAUGCCGAUCACACCAGCUCAUCUCCAGUUGGGGCGUGUUACCGAGCCAGUUCCAAAACCAUCGUAUUUGGACAACAAGGAGAACCGAUUGUCAAGGUGGCAAUACCUCAACCUGCUUCGAGACCGGUUCUGGCAGUCCUGGUCGAAGGAAUACCUAUCCACCUUACAAGCCCGAGGAAAGUGGACGAAGACGGCGCCGAAUAUUGUUCCAGGAAUGGUGGUACUAAUCAUCGAGGAUAACGUGCCCCCGCAAUGCUGGAAAUAUGGUAAAAUCGUUAAGACCUACCCCGGAAGCGAUUCUCUUGUACGAGUCGCUGAUGUAAAGUCUGCAACCGGAAUCUUCAAACGCUCAAUUUCGAAGCUUGCACUGCUGCCCACCAAGGAUAAUGAGAACCUGCAGCGUGAUAGCGAGAUUCCCAGUGCUUCAUCCGAUGUUCCAGAUUACCUUGUUGCUUGA
Aedes albopictus (Asian tiger mosquito) is the source of this 5469-nucleotide messenger RNA. RefSeq lists its product as uncharacterized. The coding region runs from base 1 to 5469 and encodes 1822 amino acids. Gene Ontology annotation, biological process: DNA integration. The record is from RefSeq and is a predicted model, not a curated record. Gene Ontology annotation, molecular function: nucleic acid binding. NCBI's taxonomy places the organism in Eukaryota, Metazoa, Arthropoda, Insecta, Diptera, Culicidae. The transcript is spliced from 2 exons.